Messenger RNA from Theobroma umbraticum, 1495 nucleotides. Its product is annotated as GDSL esterase/lipase At4g16230-like. The record is from RefSeq and is a predicted model, not a curated record. NCBI's taxonomy places the organism in Eukaryota, Viridiplantae, Streptophyta, Magnoliopsida, Malvales, Malvaceae. Gene Ontology annotation, molecular function: hydrolase activity, acting on ester bonds.
UCGAAUCUGUGGUUUGAUAGUAGAUUAACUUUCAUCAGAACAGCAUUCUUUUUGUUUCCUGUUUCUUACCCAGAUCCAUUCUGGAUAAGAACCAUACAAGCUCAUUUCAGUUCCAUUUCGAUAUCUUCUCUAUCCAUUUUUUAUUUUCAUUUUGGUCUUGUACUUGACUUCAUUAUGAGUGAGCUCUCAAAUAGACAAAUCAUUUUUGGGAUUGUGUUCCAAGUAGUGACAGUCGAGCUGUUAUUCAAAGCCUGCUUUGCUAAGGAUGUUCCCGUUAACUUCGUUUUCGGGGACUCCUUGGUUGAUGUGGGAAAUAACAAUUACAUCGCAUCAUUGUCCAAGGCUAAUUAUGCUCCGAAUGGGAUUGAUUUCGGAGGGCCAACAGGACGAUACACCAAUGGAAGAACAAUUAUCGACAUUUUAGGUCAGGAGUUGGGUUCUCCAGGUUUUACUCCUCCUUACUUAGCUCCCUCAACCAGGGGACCUGUGGUUCUUCAGGGGGUUAAUUAUGCUUCGGGCGGAGGUGGAAUUCUCAAUCACACUGGAAAUAUCUUUGGUGGUCGAAUCAACUUUGACGCACAGCUAGACAAUUUUGAAAAUACCAGGCAAGAUAUUAUCUCGAGUAUAGGUGCUCCUACAGCUCUAGAGCUGUUUCAAAGUGCUUUAUUCUCGGUGACAAUGGGUUCCAAUGAUUUCAUCAAUAACUACCUUACACCCGUAGUCUCAGCUGAGGAGCAGAAGUUGGUUCCUCCAGAAGUGUUUGUGGCCUCCAUGAUUGGAAGAUUCAGGCUACAGCUCACUAGGCUUUACUCUUUGGGUGCUAGAAAGAUUGUUGUAGUAAAUGUGGGUCCCAUCGGUUGUAUACCAUAUGAAAGAGACCUAAAUCCUACUGUAGGAGAUAGCUGUGUUAGUCGUCCGAAUCAGCUGGCUCAGCUAUUUAAUACUGAGUUGAGGAGUCUUGUUAAAGAGCUCAGCACAAGCCUGAAGGGAUCAUUUUUCCUCUAUGCAGAUAUUUACCGCAUAGUAGACGACAUCUUACAAAAUUACGGAUCAUAUGGUUUUGACACUGGAACCUUUGCCUGCUGCUAUGUUGCCGGUAACUUUGGUGGCCUGAUCCCAUGUGGUCCGCCAUCGAAAGUUUGUCCAGACAGAUCUAAGUAUGUUUUCUGGGAUCCGUACCAUCCGUCGGAUGCUGCCAAUGUCAUCAUAGCAAAACGUCUCCUGGAUGGUGACUCCAAUGAUAUUACUCCGAUGAAUAUUCGGCAACUAGUUAAUGUUUAAUUAUGAGAAAAAGUGUGAUAAAGAAAUGUUUCUGCGAAUAAUUGAUAGCUCAUUCGACAGUAAAGUACAAGUGAUACUACAUGAUACUAGUUACCACUGAAGUAAAUAGGACUUUUACCCAAGUAAUUGUCCAUUGUUCAGCUAAUCAGCUGUAAUAAACUUCAAAAUUUUGUUGUUUGAAUUAGAAAAUGCAAACUGAUUGGUUCUUGGCAAA